Prunus armeniaca (apricot) is the source of this 474-nucleotide messenger RNA. Lineage: Eukaryota; Viridiplantae; Streptophyta; Magnoliopsida; Rosales; Rosaceae. The record is from the annotation of a GenBank genome assembly.
AUGGACAAUAACCCACAUAUCUUGGGUGGCCAGGUCCAAGGUAGUCAGUUUCAUAAUGGCUAUCAAAUCAACUAUUAUUCGAAUGAGCUGCAAAUUGACCAUAACAAGUGGGCGGGAAAAAUAUUGGAGUCCACUGGUCGCCAAUAUGAGGCACAUUAUCAUCUGCUUUAUCCAAAUGAGCAACAUAUAACUGAUUACUGGCUAAAUUGCACAAGCGACACCAACAACCCACUAUACCUCACAGUAUAUGGUAGCAUCAAAAUAAUGGCAUAUGAUAAUAUGUGCACGCUUGUAUUCACGGAACUUGAUGUGACUCUUCAAGAUUGGAUUUCUCCAAAUCUUGUUGUAUUCACGGCAUACAACAAGAUUUGGAGAAAUCCAAUCUUGAAGAGUCACACCAAGUUCCGUGAAUACAAGCGUGCACAUAUUAUCAUAUGCCAUUAUUUUGAUGCUACCAUAUACUGUGAGGUAUAG